UCUGUACGGGGAGAAAUGAAAAUAGCAAAAAAGCAGACAACCUCUCUCUCUCUCUCUCUCUCUCUCUCUCUCUCUCUCUGUGAAUCUGUGAACCAGUGAAUGUGGUGAAAUGGCUUCCGUCUUUGUGUUCCCCCCGAGCCUGAGAGCCUUGGAAGAAGAACAGGAAGACAACCGUAUCCGCGCCCAGAACCCGAUAGACAUCGCCGCUCUUCGUCCCUCCGAACUCGAAGAGUUCGUCAAAGGCACAUCUUUUGAUCUCUCUGAUAAAGAGCUAUUUUGUAUUGAAGAGCAAGAUGUGUUCGACCGUGUGUACUCACUGAUUCGGGGUUACAAUAUUCUACCCCCAUCUUGUAAAGUUAAUCUUCUAGAGAGUCUUCGGUCCAAUCUCAGUGUUCUCCUCCCAAAUGUUGAUUCACUCUCGCGGGUUUCUCAAGGCCAGGAUGAUGUCACUCAAAUGCCAGAUCGGGUUGCAUCACAUCGCAAUGCUUUUAAAAUCUACACGUUCUUUCUCCUUACUGUUGUUCUCAGUGAGGAGUCCAACAUCACUUCCAACAACAAUGUGAAGGUGUUACAUUUCUCUGUGACAGCUAGUACCAGGAAGAAGCAUCCUAAAAACACAUGGAAUUGGGAGCCACAAAGAGGUCGCAUACUUAAUUUGAUUGCUAAUUCAUUAGAGAUCAAGCUUUCCUUGCUCUUUGGCUCAUCAGGCCUGGAAGAAAAUUAUAUUUCUUUCAUUGCCAAAAAUGCAUUUUUGCUGUUUGAGAACGGCACACUUUUAAAAGACUCUGACACAAAAGAUGCUCUGUGCCGUAUAAUUGGGGCUUGUGCAACGAAAUACCAGUACAUGGCACAAUCAUGUGCAUCAAUCAUGCAUCUACUUCACAAAUAUGAUUUUGCUGCUACCCACAUUGCCGAUGCAGUGGCUAGGGCUGAGAAGAAGUAUGCUGACGGAAGUCUAGCCAGCUCUCUUAUCAGAGAGAUAGGGAGGACAAAUCCAAAAGAUUACAUCAAGGAUACUGUUGGGGCUGAAAAUGUUGGUCGGUUUUUGGUGGAACUUUCUGAUCGGCUGCCUAAACUGGUGUCUACCAACAUUGGCCUUCUUGUCCCACAUUUUGGUGGGGAAUCUUAUAAGAUAAGGAAUGCUCUUGCUGGUGUCUUGGGAAAGCUGGUUGCAAAGGCUUUUAAGGAUGUUGAAGGUGAAGUAAGUUCUAAAUGUGUUCGUCUUAGAACCAAGCAAGCCAUGUUGGAUAUUUUGCUUGAGCGGUGUCGAGAUGUUUCAGCAUAUACAAGGAGUCGUGUUCUUCAGGUUUGGGCUGAACUAUGCGAGGAACAUUCUGUUUCAAUUGGCUUGUGGAAUGAGCUUGCAGAAGUUGCUGCCGGGAGGUUGGAGGAUAAGAGUGCAAUGGUUAGAAAAUCUGCUCUAAAUCUACUUAUCAUGAUGUUGCAACAUAACCCAUUCGGCCCACAACUUCGAAUAGCUUCCUUUGAAGCAACCUUACAUCAGUACAAGAAAAAGCUGAAAGAGCUUGAUCCAGAUACCUCUUCAGAAGGUGAUAAGAAUAGGGUGCCAUCUGAUGAUAAUACCUCUGCGGAUAGUGAGGUUGAUGAUGCAAAUGCAGGUGUGAAUAAGGUGCAGCAGGAGAGUUUAUCUGAUAGUUGCUUGCCUCAUAUGGAAGAAAAUAUAGUUCAAAAGGAUGGCUCUGUGCCGGAUGUAGGUAACUUAGAGCAGACCAGGGCCUUGGUAGCAUCACUUGAGGCUGGGUUAAGAUUUUCAAAGGGUAUAUCUGCCACAAUCCCAACACUUGUUCAAUUGAUGGCAUCAUCUUCUGUCACUGAUGUUGAGAAUACAAUAAAUUUGCUGAUGAGGUGCAAACAGUUUCAAAUUGAUGCCUCAGAGGCAUGUCUUCAUAAGAUGUUGCCACUGGUAUUUUCUCAGGACAAAUCCAUCUAUGAAGCUGUUGAAAAUGCCUUCAUCACAAUUUACAUAAAGAAAAACCCAGUAGAAACAGCCAAGAAUCUUAUGAAUCUUGCGGUAGAAUCAAAUAUUGGCGAUCUAGCUGCUCUUGAGUUUAUAGUUUCUGCCUUGGUGUCCAAAGGUGAUAUAUCCACUGGUGUGAUAUCAGCCUUAUGGGAUUUCUUUUGCUUCAACAUAAGUGGAACUACUGCAGAGCAAAGCCGUGGUGCGUUGUCCGUCGUUUGCAUGGCUGCAAAAUCAUCCACCGCAGUUCUUGGCUCUCAUUUACAGGAUAUUAUUGAUAUUGGGUUUGGUCGUUGGGCUAAAAUGGAACCUCUGCUUGCUAGGACAGCGUGUAUUGCUCUUCAGAGAUUGUCCGUGGAAGAUAGGAAAAAAUUGUUGUCUAAUAAUGGACGGCGGGUUUUUGGUAUUUUAGAGAGUUUGGUUACUGGGUUUGGGCUUCCAGCAAACAUAUGGUAUGCUGCUGCUGAUAAAGCCAUAGCUGCUAUAUAUGCAAUUCAUCCAACCCCGGAAACUUUAGCUUCCAAUCUAGUGAAAAAAUCCCUGAGUUCUGUUUUUGAUUUUAGUGGAGGUGAGGAGUUGCAGGAUCAAAUCACUAGUGUUAGUACUGGCAUGCUUACCACUGUUCAGGUCGGAAAACUUAGUAGAUAUCUCUUUGUCGUAAGCCAUGUUGCCAUGAACCAACUGGUAUAUAUUGAAUCCUGCCUUAAGAAGGUUCAGAAACAAAAAAUUUGGAAAGAGAAGAUGGAUUCUGACCAGAAUGCUAACAACACCCCAAAGGAAAAUGGUAUCAAUGCUGAGCUUGGCCUUGCAGCCUCUGAAGAUGCAGUACUUGAUACACUCUCUGAAAAGGCAGAAAAAGAAAUAGUUGGUGGCGGUUCCACUGAAAAGAACUUGAUAGGACACUGUGCACCAUUCUUGUCAAAACUUUGUAGAAAUUUCAGUUUGAUGCAGAAGUACCCGGAGCUACAAGUGUCUGCAAUGCUUGCUUUAUGUCGGUUUAUGAUUAUUGAUGCAAGUUUCUGUGAUGCCAAUCUCCAGCUUCUCUUUACAGUUGUGGAGAGUGCACCAUCAGAAAUCGUUCGUUCUAAUUGUACUAUUAGUCUUGGAGACUUGGCAGUUCGGUUCCCCAAUCUGCUAGAACCAUGGACAGAGAAUAUGUAUUCCAGGUUAAAGGACGCUUCAGCUUCGGUUAGGAAGAAUGCUGUUCUGGUGCUCUCACACCUUAUACUAAAUGACAUGAUGAAGGUUAAAGGUUACAUAAAUGAAAUGGCUAUACGACUAGAAGAUGAGGAUGAGAGGAUUUCAAAUCUGGCUAAACUUUUUUUUAAUGAGUUAUCUAAGAAAGGGAGCAAUCCGAUAUAUAAUUUGCUUCCAGAUAUACUUGGAAAGUUAUCCAACCAGAAUUUGAAGAGAGAGUCUUUUUGCAACAUCAUGCAGUUUUUAAUUGGUUCCAUCAAGAAGGACAAACAAAUGGAAGCCCUUGUUGAAAAGCUUUGCAAUAGGUUUAGUGGAGAUACAGAUAUCAGACAAUGGGAAUGUAUUUCUUAUUGCCUCUCUCAGCUGGCAUUCACUGAAAAGGGAAUGAAAAAGCUUAUAGAGUCAUUCAAGACGUAUAAACAAGUCCUCUCGGAGGAUUCUGUGAUGGACCACUUUAGAAACAUAAUAAACAAGGCAAAGAAGUUUGCAAAACCAGAACUUAAAUCGUGCAUUGAGGAAUUUGAGGAUAAGCUGAAUAAGUUACACUUGGAAAAGAAGGAACAAGAAGUGACAGCGAGAAAUGCCGAAAUUCAUAAGCAGAAGAUCAGCAGCAUGGAAGGUUUUGGGGAUACCGGGAAAGGUGGUGACGCGAGUUCAGAAUCUGAUAUUACCGAAGGUGUAGAAACCGACGGCGAAGUCAUUGAUUCAUGUGUCGAAGGGAUGACUGAGCAUGUGAAUGACGUCUCAAAAUCUGUAUCGUCUGAGUCAGAAGAACAUUCUGGUGCUUCGAGUGAGUUGACAGAAUCAGAACCAGGUGAUGUCGAAGUUCAAUCAGCAAAAACUAACAUAAGAGGAGCGUCGAAAUCGAAAGCCAAGAAAAGCAACAUGAAAGAGAAGGAUGAACAAAGUAAGAUUUCUGCAUCCACAAGGAAAAGUAUGAGGUCAAAGCAAAGGUAAGAGUUGUAAAGAGUGGGUUGGGGUUAAUCACUUUUGGCGAGUAGAAGCAAGAAUCUGUUUUGCGGCUGAGUUGCUUCAAGUGUUUGUAAUGUUUAAGGGUAAUAUUUUGACUGCUUUUUACCACAAUCAAGAAGAAAAACUGAAACCAAAUAUUGUAUUGGUUUAAGGAGAAGAGUUAUCCAAGUGGAGACUUGAUUUUUGGUACGACCCAAGCUACAUUUGUUUUGCUUGUAAAGCUUUUGUUUAGUUAUGUAGUCCUGUCUCAAUUAACACUGCUAGUUCUACUCUUAUUUAGAUGAUUUAA
Pyrus x bretschneideri (Chinese white pear) is the source of this 4436-nucleotide messenger RNA. Its product is annotated as condensin-1 complex subunit CAP-D2. The record is from RefSeq and is a predicted model, not a curated record. Gene Ontology annotation, molecular function: histone binding. The transcript has 16 exons. The coding region runs from base 110 to 4132 and encodes 1340 amino acids. Gene Ontology annotation, cellular component: nucleus; condensed chromosome, centromeric region. NCBI's taxonomy places the organism in Eukaryota, Viridiplantae, Streptophyta, Magnoliopsida, Rosales, Rosaceae. Gene Ontology annotation, biological process: meiotic chromosome condensation; mitotic chromosome condensation; mitotic cell cycle.